GUACUUUCACCUCACUCCCUCAGCUUCCUCUCACUUGAGACGGAACUUCGUUCUCUCCGUACACUCCCUUUCUUUGAUCUUUCUUAGCUGAGUUUCUGCUUUUGAUGGUUCGAGCCGAUUUGAGCAGGUUUAUGAGAGAUCGGAUCUCGAUUUCGCUCUCGGAUUCAAGCAUUUCCAUCCUCAAAUGACGAUAGCUGAAUCCUGUGCGUCACUUUAGGGCUUUCGCUUCUGUUCCCACUUCAUGGCCAUGAGAGGCGUCGAUUUCAAGUGGUAUGACGGGUUCUUCUUGUCCAUGCUCGCGACUAGUGUAGUAAUUGUUGCGAUUAAUUGGAAGCGGUACCAUUCUUGUACAUUCCCGUUGCAUAUAUGGAUUGUGGUUGAUUACACCACAGUGUUUGUUUUUCGCCUGUUGAUGUUUGUAGAUAAUGGAUUUGCUGCUGGAAUGGGUUUGGACUUUGGGUGGCAACAGAGAUAUGCUCGUUUCUGUGGAAGAGUAGUGGUGCUUUCAAUUCUGUCUCUGCUACUUUAUCCAUUCCUCUGGGCUUGGACUGUAAUCGGUACCCUAUGGUUCAGAAGUGCAAAAGAUUGUUUGCCUGAAGAAGGUCAGAAAUGGGGUUUCCUUAUUUGGUUGCUUUUUAGCUACUGUGGACUUUUUUGCAUUGCUUGCAUGUCAUUGGGGAAGUGGUUGACACGAAGACAGGCGCAGCACCUACUACAUGCUCAACAGGGGAUUCCUCUAUCCGAAUAUGGGGUUCUGGUGGACAUGAUCCGUGUACCAGAUUGGGCAUUCGAAGCUGCUGGUCAGGAAACAAGAGGCAUGGGCCAAGAUGCUGCUGCAUACCAUCCUGGACUUUACUUGACUCCAGCACAGAGAGAAGCAGUGGAAGCACUUAUUCAGGAACUUCCAAAGUUCAGGCUAAAGGCUGUUCCAACAGAUUGCAGUGAAUGUCCCAUUUGCUUAGAAGAGUUCCAUGUAGGGAAUGAGGUUCGUGGCCUGCCAUGUGCUCACAAUUUCCAUGUAGAAUGUAUUGACGAGUGGCUUCGACUGAAUGUGAAAUGUCCUCGGUGCCGUUGCUCAGUUUUCCCUAAUCUUGACCUUAGUGCUUUAUCCAAUCUUCGUGCUGAUACCGAACGGACAUCUGCCAGUGUCGUGACAACUAAUAGAUAUGUAAGAGAACCUUCCAGCCAGAGCUAUCUGUUGAGAUUGCAGGGUCUUCUCCGUCCAGUGCGGACAGGAAAUGCAGGGGCAGCUUAUGAUGAUGAUACUUCUUUGGAAACUGUAGAGAAUGGGGGAUUGGCUGUAACGACUCUGGACCCAUCAAGCCCCGAGCCAGCCCCCUCAGUCGAAGGAAUGGUUGUUGGUCAGUCCACCCCACCACAGCACUAAGACCGUUCCUUUAUUCUUCUAUUUUUCCCAAAUUUUUACUGAAUUUCCUAACCCUGUGCUAAGACAAGCUAAAUGAUACUUGUCCAUAUGUGGCCAUCACUUAGUAAGGUCUAGUAAUGGUUUGUCAUUGUAAUGAAGAAACGUUUUUUGAUUGAUCCAAGUAUAUGGACUCAAUGGACAUAAAAACUGUAUACAAUACUUUUUUUUUUUUUUU
Messenger RNA from Juglans microcarpa x Juglans regia, 1601 nucleotides. Its product is annotated as E3 ubiquitin-protein ligase SIS3. Gene Ontology annotation, biological process: sugar mediated signaling pathway. Lineage: Eukaryota; Viridiplantae; Streptophyta; Magnoliopsida; Fagales; Juglandaceae. Gene Ontology annotation, molecular function: ubiquitin-protein transferase activity. The record is from RefSeq and is a predicted model, not a curated record. The transcript has 10 exons. Bases 242 to 1387 code for a protein of 381 amino acids.